This is a messenger RNA of Penaeus vannamei (Pacific white shrimp), 1090 nucleotides long. RefSeq names its product haematopoietic stem/progenitor cell protein 300 (gene HSPC300). Gene Ontology annotation, cellular component: SCAR complex; WASH complex. Lineage: Eukaryota; Metazoa; Arthropoda; Malacostraca; Decapoda; Penaeidae. The record is from RefSeq and is a predicted model, not a curated record. Gene Ontology annotation, biological process: regulation of actin polymerization or depolymerization; actin filament organization; cell motility. Gene Ontology annotation, molecular function: protein-containing complex binding.
CUCCGCGACCGAUAGAUGUCAGCGCCGGCGCCCUUCGUUUGUAAACACACGAGUGACACUCCCUUCGCCUCCCCAGGUUCGAUUCGGUCUAUUUAUUCCUAUUUUCACGCCCGUAUCCUGACCUUGGCCAAGGUUGUGACUCAAGUACUGGAACUUCAAUUCACUACUAAUAACAGUGCCAGUAUGACCUCUGAGCAUAUACACAGCAUUCUCAAAGACCCAAAGAUGUCUGCCCGAAACCAAGUUAUAACCCAACAAAUAAGACAAGACUGGAUCAACAGGGAAUAUAUUGAGGUCAUAACUAGUAACAUCAAAAGGAUAGCAGAGUUUCUGAACAGUUUCGACAUGUCAUGCAGAUCUAAGCUGAGUCAGCUGAAUGAGAAACUGACAACAUUGGAGCGGAGAAUCGAGUACCUGGAGGCUAGGGUCACCAAAGGGGAAACACUAAAUUGAUCUUGGCUCUGUAAUGUUGUACUGGAAAAAAUAUAUAUUGGUUUUGUAAUCUACUUGCAAUGAAAAGGAAAGUCUUUUGUUUUGUAUAGUCAUUAAUGUCAAUGAGUAUCAUCAAUGCCACUUAUAACAUGGUAAUGUGUACCUUAUUUUACUUUUAAGAAAGCAUUAGGGCUACAUGCAAAAAUGUAUGUGAAAACAUUUCAUCCGUUUAGACAUUAACCAGCAUAUAAUCACUAAAGUCAUAAAUAAUAAUAAAAAAGAUUUUAUGUCUUUUAAUGCUGGUACAUCACUUUAAACCAUUAUACCAAAUAGUUUGAAUUUCCAAAGAGAUUGUGAAACAAUUUUGUGUAUAUAUUGUUUCUUCUGUAUAGUGACCUAACUCUGGAAUGAAUAUGCAAAUAGAUAUGACCUACUAACACAAGAUUAUUAUUACCUGGAUUCUAUGAGUAUUCAAUGGAUGCACCUAUUCUGGAAUCCAGUCAAUUAAACAAUGGAAUACUGUGUUCAUUUGUCUUAUUUUCUGGGAAAGCCUUCACCUACUCUAUCAAAUUAUACAUGAACUCACUUUUAGUUACUAUUCAUGACAUUUCCUACCCAAGUAUGUGAUUGUACUUCUUUGUAAUAAAUACCCAUAAAA